CGGGAUGAGGGGCAGGACCCUUUUUUUCUUUCCCAAAGUUGGAUUAGAGGAAACAAGUCACCAGGGGAGUAGGUAGUAACAGUCCUUUACCAUCGCUACUUAUUUAUCGCUCUGGGACUUCAUUAAACGGUAAAAUGUUCAAGUGCGUGCCGGAGAUGUUGACUUUGUCGCUCCUGGUGACGUUCGCCGCCUGCAACGCUCCUCCGGUACCGUUAGACGACAUCAUCAUUGAAAAGACUUUCGUGCCGGAGCAGUGCGUGCGCCCAGUCAAAGUCGGGGACUUCGUCAGGUAUCACUACAUUGGAAUGUUUCCGGACGGCAAAACGUUUGAUUCGAGCUAUGAUCGAGGGAGCACCUACAAUGUGUUUGUCGGCAAGAAGCAGCUGAUCGAAGGGAUGGACAAGGCUCUGGUGGGAAUGUGUGUCAACCAGAGAAGCCUGGUCAAGAUCCCUCCUCAACUUGCCUAUGGGAAACGAGGAUAUGGUGACAUCAUCCCUCCUGACUCCAUCCUCCACUUUGAUGUCCUGCUGCUGGAUGUGUGGAACCCAGAGGAUGGCGUCCAAAUCAACUCCUACCACAAGCCUUCCACCUGCUCCAGAAAGGUGGAGGUCUCGGACUUUGUCCGCUAUCACUAUAACGGCACCCUGCUGGACGGGACGCUCUUUGAUUCCAGCCACACCCGCAUGAGGACCUACGACACUUACGUUGGGAUCGGCUGGCUGAUCGCUGGCAUGGAUCAGGGGCUUCUGGGAAUGUGCGUCGGAGAGAGACGCAUCAUCACGAUGCCGCCAUCGCUUGGCUACGGAGAGAACGGAGAUGGCAGUGACAUCCCAGGACAGGCGUCCCUGGUGUUUGACGUUGUGCUCUUGGACCUUCACAACCCAAGAGACGGAAUCGCCGUGACGAAUCAAGUCGUGCCCGAGUCUUGCACGAGGAAAACGGUUGCGGGAGACUUUGUGCGUUAUCACUACAACGGGAGCCUCCUGGAUGGCACGUUUUUUGAUUCCAGCUAUUCUCGUAAUCGUACGUACGACACAUAUGUGGGUCAGGGAUACGUGAUCCCCGGCAUGGACGAGGGUCUGAUCGGAGUGUGUGUGGGAGAGAGACGCACCAUCACCAUCCCACCACAUCUCGCUUAUGGCGAGGAGGGCACAGGCUCUAAGAUUCCCGGAUCAGCUGUCCUCGUAUUUGACAUCCACAUCGUCGACUUCCACAACCCGUCGGACCGCACAGAGGUCACUAUCACGCUAAAGCCGGACGAGUGUGAAAAGCAAAGCAAGAAGGGCGACUUCGUCAAAUACCACUACAACGCCUCGCUGAUGGAUGGGUCUCCUGUUGACUCCACACACAAUUAUGGAAAGACAUAUAACAUCGUCCUGGGAGCCAACCAGGUCGUCCCGGGGAUGGAGGACGGGCUGAUGGACAUGUGUGUGGGAGAAAAACGACACCUGGUUAUUCCCCCUCACCUGGCCUACGGGGAGAGGGGAGUCCUCGAUGAAGUUCCAGGAAGUGCUGUGAUGGUGUUUGACAUUGAGUUGGUUGAUAUGGAAGAAGGACUUCCUGAGGGAUACAUGUUCAUCUGGAAGGAUGAGGUAACGCCAGAUCUCUUCUCAGAGAUGGACAAAGAUAAAAACGAGCAGGUGGAGCCUUCUGAGUUUACCGACUACAUCAUGCAGCAGGUGAACGACGGGAAGGGCCGCCUGGCUCCCGGCUUCGAUCCCUACCGCAUCAUCGACAACAUGUUCUCCAACCAGGACCGCAAUGGAGACGGAAAGAUCACAGAGGCGGAGUUCAAGCUGAAAGCAGACGAGUCUGUGUCCCACGACGAGCUAUGACGGGACUGAGCGGAGGACAGAUUAUGGUGAAGGGUGAAGGGUCUGACGGUGGAGAACAUAAAUAUGUGGGUGGUAGAGUAGCAGGUGGGACGACGUGUGUGGGAUAAAGAUUUAGUUUUUUUCAUUUUGAGGACUGAUGUGAUAAGCAUGUCCGAACAAACAAAAGAGCAGGAUUUUGGAGAGAAUAGAAGCUUAUAUUAAAAACAAACUUCUAAUUUGAGGACUGUAAUGACAGCGAAUGAUGCUUUUUUUUUACCUCCUUGUCAUCAGGUUCUUGUUUUAUGUGACGUGUAUUUUAUUUUGAAGGGUAAUAAAAGCACUCCUGUGUGAGAGAACAAACAAACACCUGUAUCCUCUCUCACACAUUCGACUUUGUACACGUUAAAUGUGGUCAUCUUGAGUUAAAUGUUAUAUCUGCUGAUGAUUUCAAGGAUUAAUGAGUUGACUCGCUCCUGAUAUGCUAUUUUAGGUUGUUUACAAAACAAAACAAGUUGUUUGCCUCGGCUCACGGUUCAAAAUGGCGGGCUUGACCCCUGGCUCCUCCUGACGGACACCCUUACUCUGUGGGGAGACAACCUGUCGACCUAGGUCCCCAUCACUGGUUAAACUGUAAUUGCUGUAGGAAGACUCGUGCUGCAAACCAUACGGACUCGUCAGUUAUACCCUUCGCCUCACGGCGGAGGUGAAUCGGCAAGCGCCGUCAGAGAUCGGUGCUCGGCCACCGGCUCUCUCGGGACUCACUCGUCAGGUUUCUUUAGUACAGGCGAUGUGCUCUGAAGGAGAUCUCUCCAGGAACUCUCUUCUCUAACAAUUCAUUUUCUAUUUAUAGUUAGCUUCUCCCCAGGGGGAGUUUUUCAGAGUCAGUUUUGGGCCUCAUGUCAUGAGUUAGAGGCAGCUUCUUGAUCAGUUUCCUGUGUCGGCAGCGCCCCUCGCCUCUGCGAGCUGACUGCUCAGAAUAUCAUCUUAUUUUUCCUUUAAACAUGAGGGCGGUUCAGCCGCUGAGCUUGUGGCUGGAACUUUGACACCUUGGUGCUGGUUCGGUGGUUUGUCCAUUAAUGUCUUCACACCUCUGCUCACGUCUGUUGGUUUUUCAUUUUAUAAUUCACAGAAGCCAAGUCUGGUAAUGUUUCACCUCUGAUUGUAGAAACCCAGUCAGCGGUUUCCCCAAAGAGAGAGACACAGGUCAGCCCCGGGUUUCAUCGUAAUCUCAACACACAGGACACUGGAUGGUCUGAUGUCCUUUAAAAUCCUUCUGUUGCUCGUUUUUGUCACCAAAUCUCAGACAGAGGACCACAUUUUGUAUAUGUUUGUGUAUUCUGUUGUGUGUGUUUUUGUAAAUGAGACAUGUAUGUAUGUGGAUGUUUUGUUAAUGCAAAAAAGGCCGAUUCUUGUUGGUGACUACGUCAGCUCACAAAAUCUCCAAUUAAAUGACCUGACCUAAACA
Molecule: messenger RNA, 3279 nt
Organism: Nothobranchius furzeri (turquoise killifish)
Lineage: Eukaryota; Metazoa; Chordata; Actinopteri; Cyprinodontiformes; Nothobranchiidae
Gene: fkbp9
Product: FKBP prolyl isomerase 9
Cellular component (GO): endoplasmic reticulum
Molecular function (GO): peptidyl-prolyl cis-trans isomerase activity; calcium ion binding
Source: RefSeq, a predicted model, not a curated record